UAGCCACAGCGCCAUUUCGUGUUAACUGGUUCAAGGUACAGUACAAUCAGCCUACUGAAUUGGAAACGGAUCAUAUAAGACAUCAACCAACACAACGUCGAAAUUGCACUCAUUUUUCAAUAAUUGAGCUCCUGUUUUUGAGGCAUCUUUUUUGAGCAGCGACAAAUCAAACAGGUAGGCAGGCAGGCAGACCACGACCGUCCAGGGUACAGGGAAUAUGGAUAGCUUGAUGGCUGGCAACGUUACCAACAAGACGGACCCUCGCUCCCUCAACUCCCGGGUCUUCAUCGGGAACCUCAACACUCUCCUGGUCACCAAGGCAGACGUGGAGGCCAUCUUCAGCAAGUACGGCAAGAUAGUGGGCUGCUCCGUGCACAAGGGGUUCGCCUUUGUCCAGUACGCCAACGAGAGGAAUGCCCGGGCCGCCGUAGGGGGCGAGGAUGGGAGGAUGAUCGUAGGACAGGUGCUGGACAUUAACCUUGCUUGUGAACCGAAGCAUCAGAGAUUGAAGACUGUGAAGCGCUCUGCGGGAGAUAUGUACAGUUCUUCAUUUGAUUUGGAAUAUGACUUCCAGAGAGAUUACUAUGACCGGAUGUACCCGUACCAGUCCCGCGUGCCCCCUCCGCCUCCUCCCCCCCUGUCCCGUGCGGUGAUCCCCUCCAAGCGGCCCCGGGUCAGUUUGAGUGGAGGCGGUGGAGGAAGAGGAGGUGGAGGAGCAGGGGGCAGCCGACGCACCAAGACCAACUUCUCAUCCUCCAGGAGCAGCCAGAGCAGGGUCUCCACCUCACGCAACAUGAAGGCAGACGACCUGCAGACCAUCAAGAGAGAGCUGACCCAAAUCAAACACAAGGUGGACUACCUGCUGGAGAGUCUGGAACGCAUGGAGAAGGACCACACCAAGAAGUUAGACAUGAAGAGUAGUGGGAAGCCGGAACUCGGGGAGGUGUCUCCUCUCCACUGCGGAGGAAAGAAGGAGGAGAGCUUGAAGAGGGAGAGGGAGAGCCAGCUGCUCAAUGACUCAGAAGAGGAGGAGGGAGACCUACUGGAGGAGGAGGAGGAGGUGAAGAGUCGAGGAAGGGAAGAUGACGAUGAAGAGGAGGAAGGUGAGGAUGAUGGAGAUAGCGCCAACGGAGACGACUCUUAAACACCGCAAGAUUGUCUGUUCGCACGCACACACAUACAUACAGGCACACACACACACACACACACACUCCCUGACAUACACAAAAGGAAAUGUGUAUAAUUACAUAGCAACACACAUGCAGUACAUGGACAGCUGUUCCUACUGAACUCAGUAUUCAUAUGGACAUUUACACUAUAUACUGUACCAUUCUGAACGUGUGCUCACCUACACUUUCAGUAACACUCUACCAGUAAUGUCAAGCAAAUAUCUGUCUUUUCUCCUCUUUGGAUUUCUCUCCGAUGUAUUAGUUUGUAGCCUCAUACGGCCAUUCUGAACUCUUCAUUUACAUUAUUUGUGAAUUGAAAUGAAUUGAGAGAGCGUGCGCAGCAGUCAGGAUGGUGGACCAGGCUAAUUAUUUGGCCCCCGAUCAAAGAUUUUCUUUAUGUAUAUCGUAUGUAUCUUGAAAAAUAGUUUUAUUCUAGUUGUACUAGUCCGGAUACAGUGGAUCUCAAACCUCUCCUCAGAGACCCCCAGUCGUUCCAUGUUUUUGAUCUAUUCCACAGCUAGCACACCUGAUUCAACUAAUCAUCAAGCUCUUGACUAGGACAAUCAGGCGAGUUAGUUCAGGGCUCCACAACAUUGUGAAACAUCUGGGGGUCCCGAGAGGUUUUAAAACCACUGGACUGGAGGAUCUUGGCACCUGCUGUGUCCACCAGCAGGUGGCACUGUGCAAUGACAUUUUUACACACCUAGGCUACCGUGAAAUGUGGUGCUGGAGUUGGAAGAUUUUACAAUUUACAUAUUAUAAAAAUGGAAAACAAUGAAACAGACAUGUAUAGGAAGACUUCAUGCCAGGAUUGUCUAAUGUAUGCUGUUUUCUUUGCCCUGAAUGGUUUUGCUUGUUUCUUUUUUAGCUUACUUAUUUGUGUCAGGAAAUAGAGUUUGACUUAGUAUAACCUUGAGUUCUGUAAUGGACGUUAUCCAUGUUGGUGUGUUUGUCUCGGUUGCCGUGUGAUUUCAGUUGACCAUUACUUGGACUGUGCUUGUGAAUUAAAAACUUCCAAGUGGGAAUGCUCCAGGCCA
Molecule: messenger RNA, 2206 nt
Organism: Salvelinus namaycush (lake trout)
Lineage: Eukaryota; Metazoa; Chordata; Actinopteri; Salmoniformes; Salmonidae
Product: heterogeneous nuclear ribonucleoprotein C-like
Exons: 11
Coding region: 218-1144 (308 amino acids)
Cellular component (GO): nucleus
Molecular function (GO): RNA binding
Source: RefSeq, a predicted model, not a curated record